UGUGGACAAAUGGUCGCGAACCCCGAGUUAGCCCGAUAGAUAUCAAGGACUGAAAUGUUCGGAUAGAAAAAGCUAAUCGUCCGAAGCGUUAACUGUAUUGGCUUUUCAACCCUCAGCGUGGAGGUCGUUUUUUUUUCUUUUUCCCAAGCGACGGUCCUUGCGACAGCGCUAGCGUUUAGCCAACCCUCGGCAUUACUAGCUGCUUUUUCGAGGUAGCUGUGACUGGCUGCUCGUACAAGGCCGUGCGAUCUUUCGGAGUUACAUCGAAUUAUACGUUGGGACUUCCACGUCAUACAGUGUUUCCUAAAGGAAUUCGUAUUUUAACGAAGAUCUUUUGUGGAUGGUAGCAUAUAUUUUCCCCUAAUUUGCGCAUUAGCCUAGUUGUCAUAUUUUAGCUCUCAUUCGUCCGUAUUCACCAACACCGAAAGGAUCACGAUUACAUUUAUGUUUCGCCGACUAUUUGGUUAGAACAUAAAGCCGAAUUUCUUGAAGUAAAUCGAACGCCGAUCGUUUGGUGGAUACUAUGGCGAGCAGCAGUGGCUCUAAAGCCGAAUUUAUUGUCGGUGGGAAAUACAAGCUUGUCCGCAAAAUUGGAUCGGGGUCUUUCGGCGACAUAUAUUUGGCCAUCAACGUCACAAAUGGAGAGGAGGUAGCGGUAAAAUUGGAAUCACAGAAAGCAAGGCAUCCACAGUUGCUAUACGAAAGCAAGCUGUACAAGAUUCUACAAGGUGGUGUCGGGAUUCCACACAUACGAUGGUAUGGCCAAGAGAAGGACUACAACGUCCUAGUCAUGGACCUGCUUGGCCCCAGCCUCGAGGACUUGUUCAACUUCUGCUCUCGACGCUUCACCAUGAAGACAGUCCUUAUGCUUGCAGACCAGAUGAUCAGCAGAAUUGAAUAUGUACACACAAAGAACUUCAUCCACAGAGACAUCAAACCAGACAACUUUCUCAUGGGCAUCGGCCGGCAUUGUAACAAGUGUUUAGACUCGUCAGUGGGGAAGAGGAAAAGAAGCUUGGCGGUUAGCUCUUCUCAGGACCCAUCUUUCUCAGGAUUAAACCAGUUGUUCCUUAUUGACUUUGGAUUGGCAAAGAAGUACAGAGACAACCGAACGCGACAGCACAUCCCCUACAGAGAAGACAAGAACCUGACCGGCACAGCACGUUAUGCCUCCAUCAAUGCACACCUGGGCAUUGAACAAAGUCGCCGUGAUGACAUGGAGUCACUAGGCUAUGUGCUGAUGUACUUCAACAGAACCAGUCUACCAUGGCAAGGACUCAAGGCUGCCACAAAGAAGCAGAAGUAUGAGAAAAUCUCAGAGAAGAAGAUGUCUACCCCGGUGGAGAUCCUCUGUAAGGGGUUUCCAGCUGAAUUUUCCAUGUAUCUGAACUAUUGCCGUGGCCUACGCUUUGAGGAGGCUCCAGACUACAUGUAUCUGCGCCAACUCUUCCGCAUCCUCUUCAGGACAUUGAAUCACCAGUAUGACUACACAUUCGACUGGACUAUGCUGAAACAAAAAGCGGCGCAGCAGGGGGCCUCCUCCGGGGGCCAAGGCCAACAGGCGCAAACCCCCACAGGCAAGCAAACUGACAAAUCCAAGCCUAACAUGAAAGGUUUCUGAGUAGUCUCCUCCCAGAGACGAGCUGCAGAAGUGCCGGCGAGCAGGACAACCGAUGCUCGCUUUCCCGGACAAGCGACAAAGAAAGUCUGUGUCCCCCUUCCAUCUGUCUAUGUAAUGGAAAUAUAUAGAUUCUCACACGCACACAUGUGUCUGCUGUGUUAUAUCUAUAUAUUGAUAUGUGUAUAUAAUGAAACUCUCCACUCUGAAAGAAAAGAACCGAUGGAAUCGAAGGUGCUUUGGAUGUGGAGGCUUAUAGAUCCUUGCCCUAACCUUGACCCGACAUAGCUUCUCAUCCCUCCCUGUCCCCGUCUUCCUUUCACUGUUGACUUUUUCUAAGGUUUCGUUGGAAACACGAUUUAAAACAUUAGUCAGCUCUUGGUUUUUUUUUUCCUCACUGUGGGAACAUCUCAAAGCAUCUCUUCCCUUCUUCACUACCUAAUUAUUUCACCCACUGCUUUUAUCAAGCAAAUGUUUAAACAUGUAAACCUGAGAAUUCUUCUCUCCUUUUUUGUUUCUGAAGAGCUGAAUGAGAAAACCCUUUGGACCCUUAUUUACGGAAAGGUAAACUGUUGGAUUUUUGUUUUGUUUUUUUUUUUCCUAUGGUGGUUAGGAGAUUGCCUGUCAUAAGCAGCUGAUGGCAACAGUCUGUUGUAGAUUGAUUCUCUGGCUCGCUCCCUCUCUUUAGAGCUAAGACUUGUUAAAUCUGUUGUAAAACCCAUGGUCUUCUCCAGAACUACCAAUAAAAAUGUUAUACAACUAAGA
Molecule: messenger RNA, 2383 nt
Organism: Hippocampus comes (tiger tail seahorse)
Lineage: Eukaryota; Metazoa; Chordata; Actinopteri; Syngnathiformes; Syngnathidae
Gene: csnk1a1
Product: casein kinase 1, alpha 1
Exons: 11
Coding region: 524-1621 (365 amino acids)
Biological process (GO): protein phosphorylation
Molecular function (GO): ATP binding; protein kinase activity
Source: RefSeq, a predicted model, not a curated record